Salvia hispanica is the source of this 2906-nucleotide messenger RNA. RefSeq names its product histidine--tRNA ligase, cytoplasmic-like. The record is from RefSeq and is a predicted model, not a curated record. Gene Ontology annotation, biological process: mitochondrial translation; histidyl-tRNA aminoacylation. Gene Ontology annotation, molecular function: RNA binding; histidine-tRNA ligase activity; ATP binding. Gene Ontology annotation, cellular component: cytosol; mitochondrion. Lineage: Eukaryota; Viridiplantae; Streptophyta; Magnoliopsida; Lamiales; Lamiaceae.
UUGGUAAAACCCUCAAAAUUCAAUCCACUAAAUCUUCCUUUUCCGAAACCCCCAAAUUCCGGUUCCUUUCUCUGCGGCGAUGGCGGCAGGGAGACGCACGGUGACUCUCGGCGGAAAAGGCUCUUCCCUGACGUCAUCCUCUGUAUUCGACGUUGCAAGCGGCUUAGCUCGCGUCACCAUUGAUUCCUCAGCACUCUCUCGUCGCUCCUCUACUUCUACCAGUUCCGCCGCAAAGUUCUCGUUUACGAUUCCCGAUUAUUUCACUGCGAAGGAAGCUAGGGCUUCUGUAAUUCUCCUAUUGAACAAGCUGUUGCUCUCUUCCUCUUCUUCCACCUUCGCCUGUGCUCAUUUGGUCGAAAUUCUCGAAUCGAGUGCCCUGGGUUUGGAUUAUACACUCGACAAUGUUGCAUCAGAUGAAUUGGCUACGGUUGAUUACUCUGCUGCUGCGAUCGCCGGCGUUUCUGCAAUCCUGGAUCACCGCUCUUCCGCAUUGGUCCCUAUUGUCGAUGCCAUUGCAGCUUUAUCGUGUGAGGCUCUGCGAGCUGACGUGUCGCCUUUUAACUUGAUGGACUCCGGAGAUGGUUCGACGGCCAAGGACGCCGUUGCUGUAGCAGCUGAUUUCAAGGUAUUUUUUAACGGUUCGAAGCUGGUUAAUUCGGAGAAGAAGCUUUCGCACUCUUCCAUGGCGGAGAUUCCAUCGCUCCAUGGGGAUUUCAGGGAUGUUUCUCGAUCGCUCCACUCGAGAACUAGAGUUCAGUUGAAUUCCGGAUUCGGAGCUGGCUCGGCGAAGGUUUUGUCGAUGUCAUUGGGGAAUUUGGCUUCGUCUCUGUUGUAUUUGGGGAUUAAUAGCACUCUUCGCACCGAGCUUCUUCUCUCGGGUUCAAUUUCUGACGUCGAAUUGUGUUCUCGUCUGUCGGCAAUGGUGGCAGCCAAAUGCCUGCGCCCUGCUCUGGAAGAGCUGUACGCGUCUUUUCAAGCUGCUCGUUUGCAAGAGGAUUAUCUGUUGUUCGUCCAUAAAAUUUAUGAAUUACUUGAUAUGGUGAGGGAUAUAGUUUCGUGGGAGGCUACAGCUGCGUUCAUUUCACUUGGGGGAAGCGAGAUUUUUGGUGAUAGAAUUCUAGGAGACAAUGGGAGUUUGAGUGAGUCUUCAACUGGAGAUAAUCCUAAAGCUGAUAAGAAGAGUGAGAAAAAGAAGAAGAAAGUUGUUAUGGGGAAGGGAACAAUUGCUCUGAUGCAGUUUAUCAAGGAUAGGUUGCUCGGCGGAGCUGCAAAAUAUGACUUGGAAAAAUGCGCUCAGGAUUUCCAGUCAUUACUAGAUCCGGAAGGUCCGUGUUUUGAUGAUCUCCUCACAAAGCUGAAAGAGAUUGUGGAAACCAAUGAAAGUCGAAGGCUUCCGAAACUACCCAAGGGUACCCGUGAUUUUGCAAAAGAGCAGAUGGCAGUUAGAGAGAAAGCUUUCUCAAUUAUAACAGAGGUUUUCAAAAGGCAUGGUGCCACGGCUUUAGAUACCCCGGUCUUUGAAAUGAGAGAGACUCUUAUGGGAAAGUAUGGAGAAGACUCAAAGUUGAUCUAUGACCUUGCCGAUCAGGGUGGAGAACUUUGUUCACUCCGAUAUGACCUGACAGUUCCUUUUGCUCGAUAUGUUGCUAUGAAUGGCUUGACAUCAUUCAAAAGGUACCAGAUAGCAAAAGUUUACAGAAGGGACAAUCCAUCAAAGGGACGGUAUCGUGAAUUCUAUCAAUGUGACUUUGAUUUUGCUGGUCAAUUUGAAAAAAUGUUGCCAGACUUUGAGGUCAUAAAAAUCUUGACAGAGUUGCUUGAUGAGCUAGCUAUUGGUGAUUACGAGGUGAAGCUCAAUCACCGGAAGUUACUUGAUGGCAUGUUGGCUAUCUGUGGGGUGCCACAGGAGAAAUUUAGAACUAUUUGUUCCAGUAUUGACAAGCUAGACAAGCAAACGUUUGAGCAGGUUAAAAAGGAAAUGGUGGAUGAAAAAGGUUUAACUGAGGAGACUGCCAAUAAAAUUGGAACUUUUGUUGAAAACAGAGGAUCGCCUAUGGAGUUAUUGUCCAAGUUAAAACAGGAAGGCAGUGAGUUCUUAUCAAACAGUGAAGCCGAGCUUGCGUUGAAUGAAUUGGAGACUCUAUUUAAAGCUCUACUGAAAUCCAAGUGUAUAAACAAAGUAGUUUUCGACUUGAGUCUUGCAAGGGGUCUGGAUUACUACACCGGAGUCAUAUUUGAGACUGUUUUUAAAGGGGGUGCACAGGUCGGUUCAAUCGCUGCUGGUGGACGCUACGACAAUCUUAUAGGGAUGUUUGGCACAAAGCAAGUUCCUGCUGUUGGCGUCAGCUUAGGAAUAGAGAGAGUAUUUGCUAUUAUGGAGCAACUCCAAAAUGACCAGGAAAUCCGAGCAACGGAAACUCAAGUCCUGGUGAGCAUCCUAGGUGACGACAUAUCACUUGGCGCUGAACUAGCAAGUGAGUUGUGGGAUGCCAAGCUGAAGGCUGAAGUUAUGGUGAACAAGAGAGUAAUCAAGCAUAUUGACCGCGCCAGAGGCUCCAAGAUCCCGUACAUGGCGAUAGUAGGCGACCAGGAGCUUAGCAAAGGUGUCGUGAAACUGAAAGAUGUCACGGCCGCAACUGAGGAUGAAAUCCCGAGAAUCGAACUCGUGGCGGAGCUACAGAGACGGUUGAACAUCUCACCGUAAAUAGAUUGCCAAGAUCAUCAAAUUUUCCAUGUUACAGUUUCCUUCUUUUUGACCGUGGGUACACUCAGGUUUUUUCCCUCUUCUUACAUCAUCUGAUUUAGAUAACUUGUAGUAGUACCAUUGUGAUGUGUACAAUGUGAUUUUAAAGGAUUCCACAUAUGUUGUUGCAAAUGUUAUACGAAUAACUGAUUUGUGAUGUCAA